AUGGCACAACAAGGGGAUCCUGACAUCCGCUUGAUGUUCCAGGAAGGGAGAUCCAACUCGGGUCCCCUCGUGAAGAGACUCCGGCCCACAUCAAAGAAGAUGCCUCCCCCAGAUGCGACUGUCUCCAAAUCCCCGGCCAAGAGGAAAGGCCCAGGCUCGGGAGCUCCAUCCGCCGCAGCCCAGGAGAAGAGGGGUUUGGCUGCACCUCCUCCUCGAUUUCCCUCGGCCCCUACUCGGGACCAAGGAGCACCAGCUGGUCCCCCAGCUCUGAUGGUCCCCGCCGCUACCGUGGCCUUGGCUCAUCAUCACAGCAUAGCUCGAGCCAAGGCCAGGAACGAAGAGCUUAAGGUCGAGAUCCAAACCACUCAGGCCGCCCUGACUACGACCCAAGCUGCCCUCGCCGCCGCUCAACAAGGCGAACAAAGCGCCAAGACUUCCCUAACGGCGGCUCAAGCAUGCGAGCAGGCUGCAAAGGCUACCUUAACCGCGGCUCAAGAGGGCGAGCAGGCUGCGAAGGCUGCCUCGUCUACCCUUCAGGUUGAGCUUGUGGGGGCCAAGGAAAAAUAG
Messenger RNA from Humulus lupulus (European hop), 567 nucleotides. RefSeq lists its product as uncharacterized. The transcript has 2 exons. Lineage: Eukaryota; Viridiplantae; Streptophyta; Magnoliopsida; Rosales; Cannabaceae. The record is from RefSeq and is a predicted model, not a curated record. Bases 1 to 567 code for a protein of 188 amino acids.